AUGGCCGACUCUUUGACCGAAGAACAGGUUUCCGAGUACAAGGAAGCCUUCUCUCUGUUUGACAAGGAUGGCGAUGGCCAGAUCACCACCAAGGAACUCGGCACUGUGAUGCGCUCGCUUGGCCAGAACCCCUCCGAGUCUGAACUGCAGGACAUGAUCAACGAGGUUGACGCCGAUAACAAUGGCACCAUCGACUUCCCUGAGUUCCUCACAAUGAUGGCAAGAAAGAUGAAGGAUACCGACUCCGAGGAGGAAAUCCGGGAAGCCUUCAAGGUUUUCGAUCGCGAUAACAAUGGUUUCAUCUCCGCUGCGGAAUUGCGCCACGUCAUGACUUCCAUCGGUGAGAAGCUCACCGACGACGAAGUCGAUGAGAUGAUCCGCGAGGCGGACCAGGAUGGUGAUGGCCGAAUUGACUAUAACGAGUUCGUCCAACUCAUGAUGCAAAAAUAA
Molecule: messenger RNA, 450 nt
Organism: Aspergillus ochraceoroseus IBT 24754
Lineage: Eukaryota; Fungi; Ascomycota; Eurotiomycetes; Eurotiales; Aspergillaceae
Product: calmodulin
Exons: 6
Coding region: 1-450 (149 amino acids)
Biological process (GO): spindle pole body organization
Cellular component (GO): central plaque of spindle pole body
Molecular function (GO): calcium ion binding; enzyme regulator activity
Source: RefSeq, a predicted model, not a curated record